Parastagonospora nodorum SN15 is the source of this 828-nucleotide messenger RNA. RefSeq lists its product as hypothetical. The record is from RefSeq and is a predicted model, not a curated record. The transcript has 2 exons. Gene Ontology annotation, molecular function: catalytic activity. NCBI's taxonomy places the organism in Eukaryota, Fungi, Ascomycota, Dothideomycetes, Pleosporales, Phaeosphaeriaceae. Bases 1 to 828 code for a protein of 275 amino acids.
AUGGGCCCGCCAACAGAUCGUAAAGCUAUCCUCGAGAAGCUUCGCAAGUCUAUUAAAGAUGGAAAUAUCAUUGUCGGCGCAGGCGCUGGCAUUGGACUUUCGGCAAAAUUCAUCGAGCAAGGUGGCGGCGACAUGAUCAUUAUUUACAAUAGUGGUCGCUUUAGAAUGGCUGGUAGAGGAUCUCUGGCUGGCCUAAUGCCCUAUGGAAACGCGAACGAUGCCAACGAAGUUCUGCCAGUGGUAAAGAAUACUCCUGUUCUGGCGGGCGUGUGCGCAACAGAUCCUUUCAGGGACAUGGACAGAUUUCUUGUCCAGCUCAAAGAUCUUGGCUUUGCCGGGAUCCAGAACUUCCCCACUGUCGGACUGAUUGACGGCACGUUCCGCCAGAACCUUGAAGAGACGGGCAUGAGCUAUGAUGUCGAGGUCGAAGUCAUCCGAAAGGCACGCGAGCUGGAUUUACUUACGACGCCGUACGUUUUCAACGUAGAAGAAGCUAAGAAGAUGGCGGAUGCUGGCGCGGACAUUCUCGUAGCGCACAUGGGACUCACGACAUCCGGAAGUAUUGGCGCAACAAGCGGCAAGAGUUUGGAUGACUGUGUGAAUCUUAUACAAGAGAUCCGAGACGCCGCUAUCAAGAUCAAGGACGACAUUAUUGUGCUCUGCCACGGUGGACCAAUCGCAAAGCCCGACGACGCCGAUUAUGUCAUCGGUAGAACCAGAGGCGUCCAAGGCUUCUAUGGCGCAAGUUCUAUGGAGCGAUUACCGGUUGAAGAGGCCAUCACGAACAUCACUAAGACUUUUAAGAACAUCAAGCCCACAUCUCAAUGA